Molecule: messenger RNA, 2132 nt
Organism: Leptopilina boulardi
Lineage: Eukaryota; Metazoa; Arthropoda; Insecta; Hymenoptera; Figitidae
Gene: Cow
Product: proteoglycan Cow
Exons: 10
Coding region: 485-1933 (482 amino acids)
Biological process (GO): establishment of protein localization to extracellular region
Molecular function (GO): protein binding; calcium ion binding
Source: RefSeq, a predicted model, not a curated record
CACAGAACAUAGUAGAGGAAAAUCCAACGAGAGACACGUCCAUGUAAACAGGCUAUAGUUGAAAAGAGCCGAGACAGUGCCAGUAUACGUUGAUAUCGUUGCACACGCGCACGCAACGUGCAUAUAAUAAGCCAUCAUCACAUCGCGAUUUCUAUACAACUUUCUUCUAAAUUAAAUACCAUCAUUUAAUAAUUUUAUAAUAAAGUGGACACAAUUUUUAUUUGAUAUUGUUCGAUUUCCCCCCUCCCCCCCAAAAAGAAACAAUAAAAUUGUUGGUGCCAAUUUUUUUUCCACCAAAAAAAAGAAAAGCAAAAAAAAAAUUUAAUUGAAGAAACGAAUUUGUAGGUACGAGGCGUCGCGCGUAGAGCGCCGCGUUUCGUACAAUCGAUACUAUCGUGUGUUCAGUGCCUCCUGACGGUGUGUGACAAUAUAUUAAAGUGAGGCAAAAUAUACAAGAGAGCAUAAAAAAAAAAAAAAAAAAAAAAUGCGGUUAUCCUCGCUUCUUUUUACAAUCAUCACUUUAUUAAUUGCAAUAACAAUUGCAACAAAAACCAAGAGGAAAUUUGAUGGUGACUUCGAGUUUGCCGACGAGGAUGAUACACGAAUUGUAAAAUCAGGCGAUAAAAAACGAUGGAUAUACGAUCCAAACAGUGAACUUUGUCGUCCGCUCAACUGUAAAAAGAAGGAAAUUUGCCUUUUGGCAGACUCAUUCACAGCAGUAUGCGUCUCUAAAAAGGAACUUCACAAAUCAGGAGAUGUAGUGAUCCCUAAAUCACGAGUUCUUCAGGAACGAAGAAUGCGAACGGAAUCAUCAGAAGAUACAGAGGAUGAUGAUGAUGCAUUUUUUGAUUCGGAGGAUGAUGAAGAAGAUCAAGACGAAUCAAAGUGUCAAGAUUGUCCCGUUGUGAAGCCCUCAUUCAUCUGCGGUAGUGACAAUCGAACCUACAGCUCGCUUUGUCGUAUAGAAUAUCAUAAUUGUAUACAUCGCACAUAUGUUUACUUGGGUUGCAAAGGAUUCUGUCCGUGUAAAGAGUCCGUCCAUCCAUUGCCUUCACACUUGAAGAAAAUGCAAAAAUUACAACUACAAAAGCAAUCUCUACUUGGCAAGAUGAAUCGAGAUCGUGACAUCACUCUAACGCCACGUGACUUCAACUAUGACAAUCAUCAUUAUAAGUACCUCAAAUACUCCAAACGUGCCAAGGCACUCGCUUCAAUGAAACGAUACGACGACAAGCAGUUUACGAGCAACGAGAUUACGGAAAAGACAUCAUUACCGCCUCUAAAACCGGCUUAUGAUAUGGACUUUACAAAAGAUGAAGAUUGCUCGCCUGCUUCUAAACCGGCAAUGGCCAAUCGUCUUCUUGAUUGGUUUUCGGUUCUAAUGACUGACGCAAAACAACAUCGUCGUCCCUUUUCAAAACCAAAAGGACAUUUCCCACCAGGAUGCCAAAGCGAAGUGAGGUGGAUGUUCGGUCAUUUGGACUCUGACAGUAGUGGUCUAAUUUCACUUUCGGAACUUUACCAAUUAGAACACGAUCAAAACGAACCUUGUCUAAAACCGUUCUUUGAUUCAUGUGAUACAGAUGGGGACAUUUUCAUAAGUGGUCCAGAAUGGUGUGGAUGUUUUUCAAAAGCUGAGAGACCCUGUGCAGCAGUUCGUAAGCGUCUUGCACCAGACGUUGCACCCACAUGUGAUUCCAGAGGUUAUUACAAAAAUGUUCAAUGUCAUCGAGGACUUGGUCUCUGUUGGUGUGUUGAUCUACAUGGAGUUGAAUUUGCAGGCACAAGAGUUCAUGGCACUAAGCCAGAUUGUGAUGCAAUUAUAAACAAGAUAAAUAAUGGUGGACUCAAGACAAAUGGUGUAGAUUUAGAUGACGAUGAAGACUCGAUCCAAGAUCUUGAAGGAUCAGCGGAUCAAACCCUCGAUUUUUAGUUAUAUUAUAAUAUUCAAAAAAAAAUUUUUGAUGCCAAGCACAGUAAUUGGACAAUUUUUUCAUUGACAAUUUGCAAUAGAGCAAAAUGUCUACCUAACUGGCUGGCCUCGUUUAUAUUAUUGCUAUUAUAAUUGGAGGUGUCUUAUAUGUACAAUGCGCCUAAUAACAUCGAAUCGAUGAUUAUAAAAAAACUAUAAA